Messenger RNA from Dicrocoelium dendriticum, 5381 nucleotides. The record is from the annotation of a GenBank genome assembly. Lineage: Eukaryota; Metazoa; Platyhelminthes; Trematoda; Plagiorchiida; Dicrocoeliidae.
AACGGUCGAUUGGUAAAACAACGGGCAUACUGGUUGCAAGAUAACUGAACCGCAAAAUAACUUUAGUAAAACUCCUGUUAAGGCUACGAUAAAAUUCAUGCUGCUGAAUAAAUUUCAAAGUAUCGUGAUCUACUCAACAAUUUACUGUGAAGCAUGCCUUCAGGAUCCUCCUUACGGUCUUUCCUGCUGCCCAAAUGCAAGUAUGCAGUUGUUUAAAUUCGCAAUUUUUGCUGCUCUUUGCUCAUUGAGUGCACUUUUCCAUGGAGUGCGUCUGAGUUAGUUCGACUUCUUCCGUUAGCUGCUUCACGACCGCAAUCAUUGCUCGAAUGUCACAUCAAAGACCUGGAAAAGUCAGUCCGGCCACCCCCAAGAAUACGAUGUCGCCUCUUAAUCGUCCUUGUGGACCCCACAUUCCUGAAAAUGAGGAGGCUAUGGAUGUGGAGCUGCUAUCUUUCAACCCAGAUACGGAAGAACAUCAGCUGGACAACUCUCGAUCUCCGAAUUCUGUUAUCUUCAAUCAGGAUGACCAUAUCCGCGCCUGGUUCACUGUGAACUCCGGCACACACAACUCUCCCGGCAGUGGGACUCAUUGCGAACAAACCGGUGAUAUGGAGACUUAUGCGGAUGAAGAUGAAGCCAGUGCAGCUGGUCUCGUGGAAGCCCGUUUUGAAAACGUCUCAAGAUUCAGGUUACCGCAAUGCAAAAGCGACACAAGAAUCUGUGAAGGAGGCACCAUAAUCCGUUGCCUUCCGUGGAAGAUAUUGGCCAUCUUCCACCCCCCAGACACCGGGUCCCUCGGUUUCUUUGUGCAGUGUAAUGCAGAAAGCGAAUCACAGACGUGGAGUUGCUCAGCCAAAGCCACUCUGGUUCUCGCAGCCCAGCGGCCGAAUUGCAAGAACAAGGAGAUGAAAAUUCAGCACACUUUCACUCAUAAAGAAAAUGAUUGGGGAUUCCAAAGUUUUAUUUCUUAUGAUGAAUUGUUCAACCCAGAUCGCGGGUUUAUCGGACCUAAUGAUGAUAUUCUUUUACAAGCACAUGUCAAGGCGGACGCUCCCCAUGGGGCCGAUUGGGAUUCCAAGCGGCACACUGGAUAUGUCGGAUUAAAAAAUCAGGGUGCUACAUGUUACCUGAACUCUUUGCUGCAAGCUCUAUACUGUACCAACAAACUAAGGCGCGCGGUCUUCUUGAUGCCAACCGAAAGUGAUGAUGCUCAAACAAGCGUGCCUUUAGCUCUACAGCGCGUCUUCUAUGAGCUUCAGUUCUCCGAUCGUGCUGUGGGGACGAAGAAACUCACUCGUAGCUUUGGUUGGGCGACACUUGACUCAUUCAUGCAACAUGACGCACAGGAGUUAUGCAGAGUGCUGCUUGACAAUCUUGAGAACAAAAUGAAAGGGACCUCGGUGGAAGACGUUAUUCCUGGGCUGUUUUGCGGUAAGAUGCUCUCUUAUAUCCGUUGCCUCAAUGUAAGAUACGAGUCGAAACGCGAAGAAAACUUCUACGAUAUCCAGUUAAAGGUGAACGGUAAUCGUAACGUAUAUGAUGCCUUCACGGAAUACGUCGCGAAGGAGACGCUCACUCAAGACAACAAAUAUGAUGCGGGCGAAUAUGGUCUCCAAGAGGCCGAGAAGGGUGUCAGUUUCGUGCGCUUUCCUCCUGUGUUGUAUCUGCAACUAAUGCGCUUCCAGUACGAUUUCGCGGCGGACACAAAUGUCAAAAUCAAUGAUCGCUUUGAAUUCCCUUACUCGCUAAACUUGGACAAAUUUCUUCUCAAACCCGAUCCUUCAUCACCCGCUGCCUACUUUUUACAUGCUGUCCUCGUUCACUCCGGAGAUAACCACGGAGGCCAUUAUGUUGUUUACCUCAAUCCUUCUGGGAACGGCGUCUGGUACCAAUUUGAUGAUGAUGUCGUCUCCAGGUGUUCUAGACGAGACGCCAUAUACAUGAACUUCGGUGGCACCGAUGAUCCGGAAAUGCGACCAUGCACCAACGCCUACAUGCUUGUGUACAUCGCCGAAUCGGCUCGGGACGAUGUGCUGUGUCCCGUUCCGACAACCGAUAUUCCUGAAAGCCUCCGUGAACGUUUUCGUGAGGAACAAAAUCUUGAAGAAGCUAAGCGCUUGGACAAAGAGCGUGGACAUUUAUAUAUGGUGGUUUAUUUGUUGUUGGAGGAAGAUUUCUAUGGUUGGCAGGGUCCUGAAUUAUGUGGCCAGGAGUUGUUGCCCAGUAGGAUGCUUCGAGUGCCCAAACAAACCACGCGUGGUCAACUCAUCGAACUUGUUGCUACAGCUUUGAACCACCCCGCGGAUGCUAUCCGUCUCUGGCAUUUUCGUCCGCGUCGCAAGAACGUUCCGAUACACCUGCUAGAGUUAAAUGACAACCCCCUGCAAUUCACUCCGAAGGAUGUACAUAUAUUCUUCGUUCAGUGCGCUCAGCCUUCCGUUUCUUCGCUCACACCUGAUACCGGACCCUUGAUGACACAUGAUGAACUCCAGCAAGUGGACAAACGUCUUUUCUUCCUGAAAUAUUUCGAUCCCAUUUCCUGGACGACCACAUUUUGUGGACACGUUGAGCUAGGAAGUGAUGAGUGCUUGUCAUCAUUGGAACCCAUACUUCGUGAGCGCGCUGGCCUUCCAAAUGGUUGCCCAUUACUCCUAUUCCAGGAUGAUCCAAAGACCUCCGUAUCCGAAAUAGUUCAGCUCAAAGUCCCAAUUUCUAAGCUAUACAAGCGUGAGCAUCAAGGUCAACUCAUUUACUUUCAGGUGGAUUCCUCUCAGAGUGCUAUAAUUCCUACUGCGACUGUUAUCGGUUCACCGGAAAUAGGACGGGAUGCUUUACACGUUCUCACCGAUGAAGAUAACGCCUCCUCACCUUAUCCCGUCCACACAGCAGAGAACGUUGAGGGCUCUGUUGACAAAUCCACUGACGGAAUCAACGGUCUGUUAUCUGCACACCACUCUCUCGGCAAGUCCAACGCAUCAGUCAAAGGGGAACUAACUGAGGCCCUUUCAACCGAUCCUUUCUUCUUGCACCGGCUCGCGACGGUGCCAAGUACCAUUGGCGCAAAAUCAAACUUAUCCGGAGCACGUGUUCAAACUGCGUCUCCUGUGCUCCACGACCAACAGUUAACUUCCCGUGAUCCUUUGUCCAUCUAUGCUUAUUUUUCAAGCUACUUAAGUCAGGUUGAUAUUCUGCUUGUUGAUAAAAUGCGUCCCUCAGACGCUGGAAUACUGCUCCGUGUUGCUGCUGAUCUCACGUACUGGGAGUUUGCCAACCUAGCAGCUGCUCAUCUGUCAACGGAGAGUGACAAGUUACAAUUUUUCCGCUCACAACAAAUUUUGGGUGGGGCGGCAAACGCAGUUACUGCUCCUAUUUCAGCAUCUCCUCUAGGAACUCCUGCUUCUGGUGUUGUGGGCUCUGAUUUGAAUUCCUCUCCGGUUGGUUCUGAUUUGUGUGUCGGUGCGGUGUCUGGCAAUACUUGUGCACCUGUGGACAGUCUUGGUACCGGAGCUUCGGCGACUGGGACCGCUGUAGUUGCCGACCAAAAUCUUACGCCACAGGUGAUCGCAGCACGUGCCUCAGGAUUUCUGAACUGCUCUACGUACACCAGCAACUUGCUUGCAAUUGCCGCUGCUCAAGGCUUAGCUCAGGAACCAUCAGGUGCUGCUAUUCCAUCUACUCACUCCGGCUCCAUGCGUGAUUUUUUGCUACCAUUCUUAAUAUCUCCCGGCAAUACUUCCUGGGCUUCGGAUGCCAGUGGACUAGCUCCCGGUUUUUGUUCGGGUAACACUAGGUUAACCUCAGCUUCCGCUGAUGGCAAUGUACCAGCGCCUGAUCGCUUCCCCGUUCCGCUUAACCAGUUUUGUGGUAUAAAAACCGUUAAUCGUUCUCCACUUGGAACAGUGACUUUUCCACCUCCAAGAAGGAUUUACUACGCUCAUCUAGCUAUUCGCAUAGACGAACUGGAAACUAUGCGCCAAGUUCGCGUCGUAUUUGUUGGCCCCAAGCUAUCGGUCAAGGCAGAGCUUUUGUUAUCCGUCCCCCAAAAUGGUUUGGUGAUUGAUCUUCUGAAAGAAGCUAGUCGCCAUCUUGUGUUACUCCCAGAAGGUUCUGGACAGCUUCGCUUGCUGGAAGUUUCCGCAAAUCGGAUCGUUCAAGAAUUCGCAGCCAAUUUGACGCUUUCCUCCAUACCGCCAUCUACUCUCUUGCCUCAGUCUUGCGUUUCCAGUCCUCCAGUCCACAGUCUACGCAUAGAGGAAAUACCCAUGGAUGAACUUAAUCUAAAAUCGGACGAGGCGAUUGUGUACGUUUCGCACUUUGACAAAGAGCUACAUGAAACCUUCGGCAUUCCCUUCACAGUUCGUAUACGAGACGGGGAACGUUACAGUGCCGUACGCGAGCGUAUAAGACGGCGACUUGAUGUCCCGGAAAAAGAGUUUGAACGGUGGCGCUUCGCAGUCAUGUUUCCAACGGAAGCCACCUACAUUCCGAACGAUGAGGAUCCCUUGGUUCAGACUAAGGUUUUCACUCAGCCAUGCGCGCCUGAAUAUAGGCCAUGGCUUGGCAUUGAGCAUAAGCCUUCCAAACGUCCUCGGUUCGCUCCGAACGAAAAACCCAUCAAGAUACACAACUAAUUUGUCGCAUGCAAUUUGUUGCCUGUCUUUUUCGCGGUAUGUGCUACGGAUCACUCUAAUUCACCUCGCGUACACUUCAGACCGUGGGGGGUUCCCUAUGUUUCAGCCAUUAUUGAUUAAAGGCUAAUCUGCCAUUUUCACUCUACAACCCGUUGGCGUUUCAGCCUGUGAAUAAUCUUCGACUCCAGUCACUUUUCACUCAGUAGCUUUUUGUCAACUCAGCGUUCCUCGUCAUAAUUUUUUUUCUAAAUUCCACAAAUUCACCUGUUUUCAGUCGUGUUAUAUUAUGGUGAAUUCCUUGAUCUUACUGUAUAGCACGAGCCGUGACAGUGACCAUUUCUCACUGUUGGUGUUGAUGUUCUUAACAAACUCCGCUGCUUGCGGCCCACUUUAUCCGUGUCCUCGCUUGCUUGAACGACAUUGAACGCUUUUUUGCACAUUAGCCCCUAAUCCCCCAGUACGACACAGUAAGUUUCCAUCGCCGGCUUUUCAGAUUCCCUUUUUCAUCUUCAUCGACUCACAUCGAAGUUCAUUCGAUCCCCGUUGUUCUGUUGGUUGUUGCUGCUCACCUGCGUGAUACGAUUGCUUUGCGUGCUCUGCUUUCCCUUGUCUCCGUUUGUUCUAUCGAUCGACACAAGCCAUUUUUCGCCAAAAGAAAUGGAAUCAAAUUCAACAGCUUGUUGCUGACCCUGCUUGCGAAUCUUGAAUAAAUUGCUUUGCGAUGGUGUUUGGUUGCUUCGUUACAACUAC